UUGUGGGGAUGGGGGGCCUGGGUGCACACACGUGUAGGUGCCCUCGAACGCCGGAAGAGGCCACUGAGUCCCUGGCACUGGCACGCUUGUGAGGUACCCUGUAUGUGGGUGCUGGAGUCCUCUGGGGGCCGAGCAAGUGCUCGAGGAGCCAGCCCCUUGGUCAUUGGUAAGUUGGUGUGCAUUCGUUGUAUUCAUGGAGGGGUUUGCUUCACUAAUGGCGUGGUCUGCGUCGCUGCCUCGCUAAGGUUCGCUCUCCUCCCACCGACGGUCAUUCUCUCACGGCCUUUGUAUGUUGGUGAGCCAGACUGCAUAUGGGAGGGAAGCAUGCGGUGAGUCCUGAAACUUAGUCUUUGCAUAGCCCAAAGGCCGGUCUGCCCGCGUCAGGGGAGGAAGCAGGGUUCAAAGAGCACCUGGCCUAGCACCCCCGGCUGACAGAUGAGACUAUUCAACCCUCCGAGCACCGGCCCAUCAUGCUCCCGUUACCGCUUCUGCUUUCCAACUCGGGCCUGUCUCGCUGCACCGUAGCCACAGGCCCUGCACCUAGGAGCCUCUGGUUGUCAUUCUCAGCCCCAAACCUCUGGCUGAGUCCCUGAGCCGGACUCCCUUUCUCAGAAUCACACCCUUUCCGACAGCCACCUCUACCCUGUGCUGUCUGCUGCCAGCAUGCACCAGGCCCUUGGCUUCCCUUAGGCUAUGGAAGAGUGGUCUCCAGAGCAGUGGAGGGACCCGGAGGGACCGGGAGGGAUCUGGACGGUGGUGCUCCGGGCAGCGGCCGGCUCAGUGCCUCAGCGGUUCAGAAAGUUCCUCACACCGUACCAUGUGACCCAUCCAACAAGGGGCAAAGGAGGGGCUGCUGGCUUCCGGUCUCUGCCUGUCCCGCUUUGAAUGGCUUCCCAGUGUGUGUGUGUUCCUGGUAGUCCCUGCACCUUUGUUUUGGGUGUGUACUUUGGGGGAGGGGGGUUAGUUUUUGGUUUUUCGACACAGGGUUUCUCUUCUGUGUAGCCUUGGCUCUGUCGAUGUGUAGACCAGGUUAGCCCCGAACUCCCAGAGAUCCGCCUGCCUCUGCCUCCCGAGUGCUGGGACUACAGCCUAGGCCACCGUGCCCGGCUGUGCGUGUGCUUUUGAGGCGCACGUGAUGUGCGGAUUGCGUUUUCCUGUGUGCUGAGCGGGCAGACUGGGUCUGUGGGUCUAGCGUGUCCGUGGAAGUCUCGGCAACGACUUCCCCGCUGGGGCGUUUCCCGCGCCUUUCCAAGGAAUCGGGUGUUUUCCGUGGCCCCCGGGUCUUGCAGGGGCUCUCGGAGGACGGUGGCCGGGCCGGCCCCUCUCCAGCGGCCACAUGUGGGGACAUGUGCUCGCCCCCACCUGCACGCACCGCUCUCGGGCAAAAACGUGCGCCUGGGCACCUGGACGGCGGCCGCCGGGCUCCGCCUCCGCGCGGCUUCCUCCUCGGAAUUUCCAGCGCUCGGGCCCCGGGCCCGCCCCGGCCCGCCCCCUCCCGCCUCUAUAACCGGCGCCGGCGCGCGGGGCCGCCACACUCCGCCUGAGCGCGCAGGAUGUGCCACGCGCGCAGCCAUCUCCACGCCAUGACCGGCCCCGGGGCCCCCGCUCCCUCCACCGGCCCCGGCCUCCGGCGGGCCUCCGGCCCCGAGAUCUUCACCUUCGAGCCCCUGCCGGAGCCGGCGGGAGCGUCCCCCGCGCGCCUCGGCCCUUCCCGCGCCCACCGAAAACGCAGCCGGAGGGUGCUCUACCCUCGAGUGGUCCGGCGCCCGCGCCCGAGCGAGGAGCCCAGCGUCGCCAAGAGGGCCCUCUUCCUCCUGCUCGCCGUGGUCUUCUGCCAGAUCCUGAUGGCCGAAGAGGGCGUGUCGCAGCCCCUGGCCCCGGAGGACGCCCCGGGCGCCGCCUCCCCCGAGCCCGCCUCCGCGCCCCCGGCCCUCGCGCCCCUGAACCUGACCUCGGAGUCCUCCUCGGACUACGCUCUGGACCUUAAAGCCUUCCUUCAGCAACACCCAGCGGCCUUCUGAGGGCGACGGGUCGCAGUCCGAAACCAGAAGCGAGAGGCACCAGGCGUACGGUGCGCGAGUAUCCCAAACUGGGACUUCCAAGGCAGCGCGACUCCACACUACCCAGCCUGGGGCCGGCGGGCGGCCGGGCCCGGCGGGAGGACAGGCUUCCCGGGCCCUGACUCUUAUUUAUGUAUUUAUGUGUGUCCUCCCAGGCGAAGGGGGGCCGUGUGGAAUAUUUAUUUUAACUUAUGCGGGGGUGCGAGCUAUGCCCCUUGCCGUGACUCGGGUAUUAUUUAUUAGGAUUUCUAGGGUCGGGAGACAGCGGUGGGAGGGCGGGCCUGGACCGGUGCUAGGACCCCAGCGUGCGGACUGCUCUUGUGGUGGGCGCCGGCUUGGGGGGGCGCUGUCUGCCAGCUCCUCGACUCUGUCGUCUGUGGCAAGGCUUCGGCGGGCCCCUGGGAAUGCGGCCCGCGGUCCCGGUCGCGCUCAGGGGCGGCCGCGGAGCCCUGGGCCGUGGAUUGCCGGAGGCGGCUCUCGGGGGCCGCCAGUAUGUUCUGUGAACACGAAUAAACUUGAUUGCCUUGUCAUUACGA
This is a messenger RNA of Psammomys obesus (fat sand rat), 2596 nucleotides long. It is a transcript of the gene Ier3, whose product is annotated as immediate early response 3. Gene Ontology annotation, cellular component: nucleus. The record is from RefSeq and is a predicted model, not a curated record. The transcript is spliced from 3 exons. NCBI's taxonomy places the organism in Eukaryota, Metazoa, Chordata, Mammalia, Rodentia, Muridae. The coding region runs from base 1554 to 2021 and encodes 155 amino acids. Gene Ontology annotation, biological process: negative regulation of apoptotic process; DNA damage response.